UCGUUUCAAAACUAAGAAAAACAUUUAGCUCAAGUACAUGAUUAUCGUUUUACGACGAAACCUUUUCUGCUUCCGCUUUCCGUGUCUUCCUUUUCUCGUGUGCUUCGUUGGAAGAGGAGUCGAAAUGGGCCGACGACCAGCUAGAUGCUACCGCUAUUGCAAAAACAAGCCGUACCCUAAAUCUCGGUUUUGUCGUGGUGUGCCUGACCCCAAAAUUCGUAUAUUUGAUUUGGGAAGGAAAAAAGCUACAGUUGAGGAUUUUCCCCUGUGCGUUCAUUUGGUUUCUGAUGAAUACGAACAGCUGAGUAGCGAAGCUCUAGAAGCUGGACGCAUUUGUUGCAACAAGUACUUGGUAAAGUACUGCGGUAAGGACCAGUUCCACAUCAGAAUGCGCCUGCAUCCAUUCCACGUCAUUCGCAUCAACAAAAUGUUGUCGUGCGCUGGAGCUGAUAGGCUUCAAACUGGAAUGCGAGGAGCGUUUGGAAAACCUCAGGGCACGGUUGCUCGAGUUCGUAUUGGUCAACCCAUUAUGUCUGUCCGCUCUAGCGAUCGUUACAAGGCUCAAGUUAUUGAAGCUUUGCGGCGUGCUAAGUUUAAGUUCCCUGGACGUCAGAAGAUCUACGUUUCAAAGAAGUGGGGAUUCACCAAAUACGAACGUGAGCGUUAUGAAGAACUUCGCGAUGACAACCGCCUGGAGCAAGAUGGUUGCAAUGUGAAAUACCGCCCAGAGCAUGGCCCGAUUGCCGCAUGGGAAAAAGCUCAGCGUGAUGUUUAUGCUUAAUAACACAUUGAAAUAAAAUGUCACUUGAAGUUUCGUAAUUCAGAAACAAUAUACAAAUCAUUUCCUGAGCACA
This is a messenger RNA of Drosophila simulans, 854 nucleotides long. RefSeq names its product 60S ribosomal protein L10 (gene RpL10). Gene Ontology annotation, cellular component: cytosolic large ribosomal subunit; ribosome. The transcript is spliced from 5 exons. Gene Ontology annotation, molecular function: structural constituent of ribosome. Gene Ontology annotation, biological process: ribosomal large subunit assembly; translation. The record is from RefSeq and is a predicted model, not a curated record. NCBI's taxonomy places the organism in Eukaryota, Metazoa, Arthropoda, Insecta, Diptera, Drosophilidae. Bases 38 to 781 code for a protein of 247 amino acids.